GUCUGCCACCAGGUCUAGUGGAGGUCCAGGAGCAGCCGGACAGGCAGAAGCAGUGGCUGCCAUGGAUGAGGAUAAGUUCUCAUCUGCAGAGCCUGCGGAUGGGGGUGCUGUUCGGGACCCCAGCCCAGAGCCUGAAGAGGAUCCUUGGGUCCAGAAUGGGAUGAACAGCAGCCCAGGGCAUGAGAAAAGGGGUGCUAUGGUGGACACCGAGGAGCCCACGAAGGACCUGGAUGAGGCCCUCCAUGACCUCAGCCUUGGCCUCUCUCUCACCAAUGGCCUGUCCCUGAGACCAGACUCAAGCAUUCUGGAAGAGUCAACAGAGCCCAGACCCUGGAGGCCUGGUGGACUGGCAGAAGGGGACGAUGACUUCAGGAGCCUCUGUGCAGACAUGGAGGACCCUCAGCUGGGGUUGGCUGGUCCUGGGGAGCCCGAUGUGCGGGAUGGCUUCAGCGCCACAUUCGAGAAAAUUCUGGAGUCAGAGCUGCUGCGGGGCACCCAGUACAGCAGCCUCGACUCCCUGGAUGUGCUGAGCCUCACGGAUGAGAGCGACAGCUGCAUCAGCUUUGAGGCGCCCCUCACGCCCCUCAUCCAGCAGCGGGCCCGUGACAGCCCCGAGCCGGGGGCUGGGUUGGGCAUUGGGGACACAGGGCCUGAGGGGGAUAUCGGGGCAGCUGGUGGUGAUGGGGAGCUGGGCAGCCCCCUGCGGCACUCCAUCUCCAGCAGUCGCUCAGAGAACGUCCUGAGCCACCUGUCCCUCAUGGCUGUGCCCAACGGAUUCCAUGAAGAUGGAUCUCAGGGCCCAGGCGGGGACGAGGAUGAUGACGAGGAGGACACGGACAAGUUGCUGAACUCAGCCAGUGACCCCAGCCUGAAGGAUGGCCUGUCAGACUCAGACUCAGAGCUGAGCAGCUCGGAGGGGCUGGAACCUGGUAGCACAGACCCGCUGGCCAACGGGUGCCAGGGGGUCAGUGAGGCUGCUCGCCGGCUGGCACGCCGCCUCUACCACCUCGAGGGCUUCCAGCGCUGCGAUGUGGCCAGGCAGCUGGGCAAGAACAACGAGUUCAGCAGGCUGGUGGCCGGGGAGUACCUCAGUUUCUUUGACUUCUCGGGCCUGACUCUGGACCAAGCGCUCAGAAUGUUCCUGAAGGCCUUCCCGCUAAUGGGGGAGACGCAAGAGCGUGAGCGGGUCCUUACGCACUUCUCCCGUCGGUACUGCCAGUGCAACCCUGAUGACAGCACCUCGGAAGAUGGGAUCCACACGCUCACCUGUGCCCUGAUGCUUCUCAACACGGACCUGCACGGACAUAACAUUGGCAAGAAGAUGUCCUGCCAGCAAUUCAUCGCCAACUUGGACCAGUUGAAUGAUGGCCAAGACUUUGCCAAAGACCUGCUGAAGACCCUGUACAACUCCAUCAAGAACGAAAAGCUGGAAUGGGCCAUUGAUGAGGACGAGCUGAGGAAAUCCCUGUCUGAGUUGGUGGAUGACAAGUUUGGGACAGGCACGAAGAAGGUGACACGGAUCCUGGAUGGUGGCAACCCCUUCCUGGAUGUCCCGCAGGCUCUCAGUGCCACCACCUACAAGCAUGGCGUACUGACCCGGAAGACUCACGCUGACAUGGAUGGCAAGAGGACACCCCGUGGGAGGCGUGGCUGGAAGAAGUUCUAUGCGGUGCUCAAAGGGACCAUCCUGUACCUGCAGAAGGAUGAGUACAGGCCUGACAAGGCUCUGUCAGAGGGUGACUUGAAGAAUGCCAUCCGCAUACACCAUGCGCUGGCCACUAGGGCCUCUGACUACAGCAAGAAGUCCAACGUGCUCAAGUUGAAGACAGCCGACUGGAGGGUCUUCCUCUUCCAGGCACCGAGCAAGGAAGAAAUGCUGUCCUGGAUCCUGAGGAUCAACCUGGUGGCCGCCAUCUUCUCAGCCCCAGCCUUUCCGGCUGCUGUCAGCUCCAUGAAGAAGUUCUGUCGGCCCCUGCUGCCCUCUUGCACUACUCGCCUCUGCCAGGAGGAGCAGCUGCGGUCUCAUGAGAACAAGCUGAGGCAGGUGACUGCAGAGCUGGCCGAGCACCGGUGUCACCCAGUGGAGAGGGGCAUCAAGUCCAAGGAGGCUGAGGAAUACCGGCUGAAGGAGCACUAUCUCACGUUCGAGAAAACGCGUUAUGAGACCUAUAUCCACCUCCUGGCUGUGAAAAUCAAAGCGGGCUCAGAUGACCUGGAGCGGAUUGAGGCCCGGCUGGCCACGCUGGAAGGGGACGACCCUUCUCUCCGGAAGACACACUCGAGCCCUGCCCUUAGUCAGGGCCAUGGGCCUAUGACUGGCAGCAAAACCACAAAGGAGGCCACUGGACCUGAUACUUAGCUUGCAUAGAUUUGCAGGCCCCAGAGGCGGGCAAAUGUUCCCAGACAGUGAAUCAGAAAGGCUUAGCUAAGGACCUGUCUGGGAAGAAUAGAGACAUUUGCCACAUGCCGAUCACAGAUGAGCAUCUUUGAAGCCCUGCCUUCCUCAGACUGAUAGUGGGCGGAGUGAUGGCGCCCCGCGGCGCUAGGAUGAGCACCUCCUCUCUAUUGUUUAAGUAGAUGCCGUCGGGCCAGGGCCUGACGUCAGUAGUAACAUGCUUCCUUAAUGAAAUAAGCCAGCCUUGCACCUAAGUUUCUAACAUCUACAAGCCCACUCACGUUUGAUGCAAGGGGCGUUGGAGUACUUGGGGAGAUGUAGUGAUUUAAAUCCAAAUUAUUUAAGUUGGAUGAGUUGAAGUGUGUUUUAUAAGCAAACCAUCUGGCCCCUCCGUUUUGCUCAGAGGAAGUAAAUGUUCAUUUAAAUGAAA
This is a messenger RNA of Carlito syrichta (Philippine tarsier), 2825 nucleotides long. RefSeq names its product pleckstrin and Sec7 domain containing 2 (gene PSD2). The transcript has 15 exons. The record is from RefSeq and is a predicted model, not a curated record. Lineage: Eukaryota; Metazoa; Chordata; Mammalia; Primates; Tarsiidae. Bases 62 to 2359 code for a protein of 765 amino acids. Gene Ontology annotation, molecular function: guanyl-nucleotide exchange factor activity; phospholipid binding; protein binding. Gene Ontology annotation, biological process: regulation of ARF protein signal transduction.